GUUGGUAAACUGCUCACUAAUUAUUAUUUAAAUUGUAAAUAUUUCUGAAUUCAAUAUGUUUAAAUUUAAUUUUAAUGUUGAGGAAGAUUGUGACAAUAAAUUUUUAAAAGGAUUAUCAGAAGAGAAAGAUUUAUGCUCGAACAGUGAUGCGAACAUUGACUGGUACGAUUCCCAAAAGAUUGAUAUUGACGAAGAAAUAAUCAACAAAUUGGAUGUAUUUAAACUAAAUUCAGUAGAGAAAAGAUUUGGUGAAGUUACUAUAAUAUAUAUAAAAUCGGGUCUUUUACUUCAAAAUGUAUUUCAUGAUGAAAUGUUAAAAGACAUAAAAGCGGCAGAGGAAAGCCACUCUGAUUUGCUACCAGGCAUUUACGAAGGUGGUGCUAAAAUUUGGGAAUGCACUGAUGAUUUAUUAGAAUAUAUUAGCGCACACAAGUUUUCGUUUGCUUGGCAGGAAAAACUCGUGUUGGACUUGGGAUGUGGUUCGGGACUACUUGGGAUUUACUCAUAUAAAUGCGGAGCAACUGUGCACUUCCAAGAUUAUAAUGAGGACGUUUUAAAAGAAAUAACUAUACCAAACUUUUUGCUGAACAAUUUGCAGUCUGUUGAUGACAAAGAAUUGGAUAUUAAAAAAAUAAAUGGGAUUGCAAAAUUUUAUUCUGGUGAUUGGGAGAAAUAUUAUAACGUAACCAAAAAUGAUGCAAGAUUUGAUUUGAUUUUGACUUCGGAAACAAUUUAUAAUAUCCAAAAUCAGGAAAAGUUACUUAAUUGCUUUGAUACCAGGCUUGCAUCAAAUGGAAUUAUUUUAGUGGCAGCAAAGACUUAUUAUUUUGGUGUUGGGGGUGGUGUAAAGCAGUUCGAGAAAUUGAUCGCUGAAGAUGGCCGAUUUUGUGCUAAAGUAGUGUGGACUGUAACGGAAGGAAUCGGUAGAGCCAUAUUAGAACUAAGGAGAAAGGAUAUAUAGUGGUCCUAGAAUAAUUUAUUUCAGGCUGUAAUACAAUAAAUUUCUUAUUUCGGUUUGUCUCAAGCUGUAACGUAAGUAUUGCUAAUAACAGCAAUAUUUUUGACAAUAACAAAACAGAGAACCUAACCGAACAACUUAUCACUUUAAAAAAUGUUUUCUGUUAAAAAUAGAUUAAUUUUAAUAUAUGAACUUUU
This is a messenger RNA of Teleopsis dalmanni, 1155 nucleotides long. Its product is annotated as histidine protein methyltransferase 1 homolog. Lineage: Eukaryota; Metazoa; Arthropoda; Insecta; Diptera; Diopsidae. Gene Ontology annotation, molecular function: protein-L-histidine N-tele-methyltransferase activity. Gene Ontology annotation, biological process: peptidyl-histidine methylation, to form tele-methylhistidine. Bases 56 to 961 code for a protein of 301 amino acids. The transcript is spliced from 4 exons. The record is from RefSeq and is a predicted model, not a curated record.